Messenger RNA from Boleophthalmus pectinirostris (great blue-spotted mudskipper), 1044 nucleotides. Its product is annotated as Fc receptor-like protein 5. Lineage: Eukaryota; Metazoa; Chordata; Actinopteri; Gobiiformes; Gobiidae. The transcript has 6 exons. Gene Ontology annotation, biological process: cell surface receptor signaling pathway. The record is from RefSeq and is a predicted model, not a curated record. Gene Ontology annotation, molecular function: transmembrane signaling receptor activity. Bases 1 to 1044 code for a protein of 347 amino acids.
AUGAAUGUGCUGGUGCUGAUGUUGACCGUUCUCAACUGCCUCUCGAAAGCAUCAGAGCGUACUUUCCCUCGUAUUGUCCCUUCCCAACUGCAGUUCUUGGAAUACACCAAUCUUACUGUGACCUGUGAGGGAUUCUUCAAUGACAUGAUCCAGUGGAGGGUGCUGAGGAAGGAUGAGAAAAGAAACCGAAGAACUUCUUGUAACAAAAACACGGAUGCUUUUGGAGCGUGCCACAUUGAAGCGCUGUAUCCAUCCGACUCUGGAGAAUACUGGUGUGAGAGUGACGACAAAAGGAGGAGUGAAAGAGUCCAGGUCACAGUCACAGUGACUGAUGUAAUCCUGGAGAGUCCAGUUCGUCCGGUGACGGUUGGAGAUCAUGUUACUCUUCGUUGUAUUAAAAGGAAAAAACUAAAACCCUCCACAAAGUUUGACUUCUACAAAGAUGGUGUCCAUGUGAACACAAGUUCAACUGGAGAGAUGAUCCUCCACAACAUCUCACUGUCUGAUCAGGGGCUCUAUAAAUGUAACGUAUCUGAAAAGGGGUUCACCAAAGAAAAUCUGCUGCAAGUUAAAGCUGUGCUCCUGGAGCUUCCUGACCGGCCUGUGCUGGAGGGAGAGAACGUGACUCUGUUCUGUAGAGACAAGAUGGCCGCUUCAAACUACACGACUUUUUUCUACAAAGACGAUGAAAUGAUCGGGAACAGUUCCUCUGGAAAGUUGACACUGAACAAAGUUUUCAAAACAGACGAAGGAGUUUACAAGUGCCAAACCUCAGAGGACAGAGAGUCGGAGGAGCAGUGGCUGGCUGUGAGAGGAGGGAACAGCUUCAGCACUUCUGAUGUUUCUGGCGUGACUCACUUUAAUAUGUUUUAUCUCUCGGGGCUCAUCGCUCUGCCUGUGCUGCUGUUUGUUUUGGUGUUCAUCUAUAAAAAAUACAAAGGACCUCCAGUUACAAACGAAGAAGAUGAAGCAAAGUACACCGCCCUAACUAAAAGAGAUACUUCUCUGUACCAUGAGUUAAAGCCCCCAAACUCAACUUGUUAG